This is a messenger RNA of Solanum pennellii, 3557 nucleotides long. RefSeq lists its product as uncharacterized. The record is from RefSeq and is a predicted model, not a curated record. Lineage: Eukaryota; Viridiplantae; Streptophyta; Magnoliopsida; Solanales; Solanaceae. The transcript is spliced from 13 exons. The coding region runs from base 82 to 1305 and encodes 407 amino acids.
CAAACACUUAAGAUUCUUUUUAGAUAACAAUCAAUCUUCUCCACCUACUCUUUAUCUCCAAAAGUAGCUCCUUUUAACAAGAUGGCUAUGAGCAUUCCUUGCUAUGCUUCAUUUGGCACCAAAUUGCAAGAUCCACUUAAUUAUAGCAACUACAAUGGAGUUAAAAAGGUGAAAAGUAUCAUAAAGAAGACAGUGAUUCCUUCUGUUAGUAGUUCCCCUGUUGAAUCUCUUCAGAAGGGAAAUUGGGUCAAGCUUAUUUGUGGUGCUAGCUUUGAGGAUUUGGUUGAUAUCAGGAACCUUUCUCUGGUUUAUACACUUGCCGGAGUUGAUUGCAUUGACUGCGCUGCUGAGGCGUCAGUGGUGAAUGCUGUAAAUGAAGGGAUAGAAGCAGCCAGAGCCCUUGUGCCCAUACGCAGGCCUUGGGUUAUGAUUAGUGUUAAUGACGAUGAAGAUCUUCAUUUCCGCAAAGCUGAAUUUGAUCCGGAUGAUUGCCCCUGGGAUUGCAUGAGACCUUGUGAGAAAGUGUGUCCUGCUAAUGCAAUACUGCAAAAGGGCGGAGUUUUGGCUGAGCGUUGUUAUGGUUGCGGUCGCUGCCUUCCGGUUUGUCCAUAUGACAAAAUAAGAGCUAUUACGUAUGUGAGAGAUGUUAUAGCUACAGCUGAACUUCUUGAAAGGGAUGAUGUUGAUGCCUUAGAAAUUCAUACCAGUGGAAGGGAACCUUCUGUUUUUAGAGAACUUUGGACUGGGUUGGGGAACUCAACUGCAAAUCUGAAACUCGUGGCAGUUAGUUUUCCAGACUUGAGAGAUUCAACCAUAUCUGCAAUGAAUGCUAUGUACUCUAUAAUGGAAUCCAGCAUACACUGCGUCAACUUAUGGCAGUUGGAUGGUCGACCAAUGAGUGGAGAUAUUGGGCGAGGUGCCACGAGAGAUGCAAUUGCUUUUGCACGAAAAUUGGCCUCUGCUGGCGACAAGCCUAAAGGCUUCCUUCAACUGGCUGGUGGUACCAAUAGUCACACAGUGGAAGGGUUGAAAAAAGAGAGAUUAUUCCAAACAACAACCAUACACGAGCCUUCAAGAUACGAGACAAUUCCGAGCACCUUACAUUCAACGAAUGCUUUGAUUGCUGGUGUGGCCUUUGGUGGCUAUGCACGAAAGAUCGUCGGUAGAGUUCUGAGUUCUGUGCAAAGUCAUCAUGGACUUGCUCGUGUUGAAGAUUUUCCCGAGCAACUUCUGCAGGCCAUUAUUGAAUCACUAGCUCUGGUUGGAACUGUUAAAUGUUACAACAUCCAGAAGCAGAUCACUUAGAUUGUAUUUGAGGUUGAUACACCAGCAGAAAUUUAGAACUAUGAGGUCUUGGUAAGGCCUGUCCAAGGAUUAAUGAUGGUAGUUGGUACACAGAUUCUCAAGGACAAAGGUCGAAAUCAGAGAUAACACUUCUAUCGUCAUACAGAUCAUAGAUAUACAUAGUGCAUUAUCGAAGAUUCGCAGGGGAAGGAUUCAAAAUUUUGACAUAACGGUCUGCCCUCUAACUUAUGCUCUUUACUUUGACUCAUUAGCUACUCUAUCCUCUGGCAAUGCUUUUAAUGCUUAAGUGCUUUGUUAAGUAGCUCACUUCAGCUAAAUGGUAUACUUAACCUUCCUUGCCAACCACCAUUUGUGCAUGUAUCAGUAAUUUCAUUUUUAUUUAUCGGUCAUCAAAUGAGAUAUACAGUAUAAGCCAAAAAUUUCAAAUUUCUAGUGUCAAAUGGCUAUCCCAUGCAAAGAACUCGCCACUAUUUUCAGCUCACUAGUAACUCUACACUAGAAACGCCCAUCAUAAAGGACCAACUUCAGCUUGGAUGAGUAAUUUCUUAUUUCCUUAAUUGACAUAUACACGUUGGAGCUAAGACUUAAACCAACAUGUUUCGAGAGCUGUAAAGCUUCUGAUGUAUAUUUAUCAUGCCUAUAUUGAUCUUUUCGGUUACAAUCUUAUAUUGACACACUGCACACAAACCCACAUCAGCUGUAUAUAAUUUUCUAUAUCCAUUAUCUUUUUGUAAAUUGUUUUCCUCUUUAUUUGUACCAUCUCUAACUAAGUUUUGGCUCAUGUGGUCAUGUCCUUUUUAGGAAAUUCUUGACGCGAAGGCGGCAAAUAGAUCUGUAUAACUCACAGAUUACGUGGACUCUAUCCUACGAUGUGUGAGUUAAGAAACUGCAGUUCUAGCAAAGCCAAAGGCAUAAUUUGUUGCUUGACUCAUGAUCAGCAAGUGCCACAUUUCUCAGUAGAAUACAGUUAAAGUCAUCUAUCGUCCGAGACGUGAGAAUUGGAUAAGUUAUUUCAAGAAAGGUCGAGUCAUUGGAGAUGAGAGAGCUGGAAGAGGGUGGUUUUGGAAUCAAUCAUCGUCCCGACUAGCUACAACUGAUGUCAAGUUCGAUCACUUGGCCUGACGUCUCAUCACAUUUAACUCCAUCCCAUAAGCAGUAAUCUCUGUUCAUAUUCCAUGAAAGAGUUUUUGUAUAAGAUCUUUUACCGUAGUAAUCACAAAUACUAGACGACCGUGCUCUUGGACAGAAGUUUCUGAUCAAAGCAUUUCCCUUCUUAAAUUCAAGAGAAUGCUUACAGUAGGUCCCUCAUCGGGUGUUUGUGAUUACUACGGUCAGGAAUCUUAUCCAGAGACAAUUCAUGGAAUAUGAGCUGAGAUUGGUGUCUAUGGGAUGGAGUGAAUGUGAUAAGACGUGGGGGCAUGUGAUUGAACAUGACCUCAGUUGCAGGGGCGAUUGAGUCUAAUAUCACCCUCUUCCAGCCACAUUUCUUCGUAGAAUACAGUUGAAGUCAUCUAUCGUCCGAGGUGUGAGAAUUGGGUAAGUUAUUCCAAGAAAGGUCGAGCCUUUGGAGACGAGAGCUCAAAGAAAGUGCUAAUGGAAUCAAUCAUCAUCCCCACAGGCAACAACUGAUGUUAAGUUCAAUCACUUGGCCCGACGUCUCAUCGCGUUUAACUCCAUCCCAUAAGCAACAAUCUCUGUUCAUAUUCCAUGAGACUGUUUUUGGGUAAGAUUGUUUAUCAUAAUAAUCAUAAAUACUAGAUGACCGUGCUUGUUGUUUAUGUUGCUCAGACUCUUCAAUGAUUUCAAUGGAUGCGUGUUGGAUUCACCAAAAGUAGUGUAUUUUUGGAGAAUCCGACACGGGCGCGGCAUCGGAAGUGAAGAGUCCGCGCAACAAGUAGGUCCCUCGUCAAGUGUUUGUGAUUACUACAAUCAACAAUCUUAUCCAAAGACAAUCCAUGGAAUAUGAGCAGAGAUUGAUGUCUAUGGGAUGGAGGAAAACGCGAUAAGAUGUGGGGGUAUGUGAUUGAACGUGACCUCAGUUGCAGGGGCGAUUGAGUCUAAUAUCACCCUCUUCCAGCCAGUGUAUGAACUCUAGCAUUGUAUUACGAAUUGAACAGAAGAAAAUGACUUUUUCAGAUCUCUCGUAUGUAAAAACGAAGAUUUCUUGUAAAACAGAUAUGUACAAGUAAAAGCAAGUUUGUAAAGUAAUGAAAAUCAUUUCUUAUAUACUAAAGGAGCACAAUUUUAUAUGA